AUGCCAUCUGCAACAGGAAACAAGCGUGUUAGGGGCAUCUCAGUCUUUCGGCCAUUUGUAUUUGGCAGUGUUGCGCAUCCUUUCGAUCCCCAAAACAAACCUGAAGACUGUCCUCCGGAUCACACACACCGAUGGCAAAUCUUUGUUCGAGGAGUCAACGGCGAAGAUAUCUCAUACUGGCUGAAGAAGGUCCAGUUCAAGCUGCACGAAACUUACGCCCAAAAUGUGCGCACCAUCGAGCAGCCCCCCUUUGAAGUCUCCGAAACUGGCUGGGGUGAGUUUGAGAUCCAGCUCAAGCUUUACUUUGUCCCGGAGUCGAACGAAAAACCCCAGACCCUCUGGCACAGCUUGAAGCUCCACCCAUACGGACCGGAUGCGGAGGGAAUGAAGGAGCGCCGGGAAACCGUCGUCAGUCAGAACUAUGAAGAAAUCAUAUUCAAUGAGCCCAUCGAGCCGUUCUACGAGGUGCUUACCGGGGGCCCUACCGGUGCACAAGGCAAAAGCAAGGGGAAGAAUACCAAACAGCUCGGUCAGGGUCGAACAGCGCACAUUCCCAACAGUGAUACACCUGGGAAUCCUUAUAGCCGGGUGACGGAGAACAAGGAACUUGAUCGCAUGGCUGAAGCCACCCAGACAGUCGAACAGAUGAUUAAAGAGGAGAAGGACCGCUUGAUCGAAAGAGAAAAAUUGCUUGCCGACCUUCGAGAGAGUGAGGGUGUGCCGGCCAACACGAAAAGACGGUGA
Penicillium salamii is the source of this 744-nucleotide messenger RNA. NCBI's taxonomy places the organism in Eukaryota, Fungi, Ascomycota, Eurotiomycetes, Eurotiales, Aspergillaceae. The record is from the annotation of a GenBank genome assembly.